Messenger RNA from Fundulus heteroclitus (mummichog), 675 nucleotides. RefSeq names its product natriuretic peptide A-like (gene nppal). Gene Ontology annotation, cellular component: extracellular region. The record is from RefSeq and is a predicted model, not a curated record. Gene Ontology annotation, molecular function: hormone activity; hormone receptor binding. The transcript is spliced from 3 exons. The coding region runs from base 103 to 513 and encodes 136 amino acids. Lineage: Eukaryota; Metazoa; Chordata; Actinopteri; Cyprinodontiformes; Fundulidae.
ACCUGCACCGCUGGAGAGCCAGAGGAGAACCGGAGGAAGGACGAAGUCUGGCAAAGAGUCAUCGCAGAGGAGAGCGACUAAAAACCACUACAGGAAGAAACAAUGCUCCCUAAUAUCUCCGUUUGUUGUUUAUCUCUGCUGCUGGUUAAUUUCAUUGCGGCUAAAUCCAUUUCUGACAUGCAGAGUUUGACGCAGCUUUUAGAGGACGAGAUCAGCAACAUGCCUUUCUCCUCCUCCGAGGUGGAGGAGAGCGACUUCAGUUCAGACAAGUCUUUGCUCGGAGCUCCAGAGCAGCAGCAGCAGCAGCAGCAGCAGCAGCAGCAGCAGCCAUGGAGCUCCUCCGACCUCCACAGCUCUGCGCUGGGGGCCAAAGAUAACGCGCUGGCACGUUUUCUCAAAGACUUCCUGAGGACCUCCAAGCGUUCAUGGACCCGCUACAAGAAGGGGGCCAUGAGGAGCUGCUUCGGGGUCCGUUUAGAGAGAAUUGGCUCCUUCAGUGGACUGGGAUGCUGAGCAGGUCCAUCGGUGUUACGCUGGAGCCCGGUCCGCUCUCACAGAGACGACACCGAGACAUUUAAGGACAGCCACCGCAGUUAUCGUUCUCACUCAGAACAUGGAUUUAUUCCCUUUCAUUGUGUGUGUGUGUGUUUUUAAAUGAAAGCAGCUGAAUUCAAA